ACAAGAGGCCAGGCUAGCCGUUUCCCCCUGAUUCCAGUCUUUAUGCUAAGCUAAACUAAGCGGCUGCGGGCAGCAGAUUUCCAUCAAACAGGCUGGUGUCAAUCCUCUCAUCGAACUCUCGCCAAGAAUAAGUGUUGGUGCUGUUGCCAUGGCGAGGCCUGGGCGCCCCGCGUCUGAGAGCUACCAGCAGGUGUGCUGUUCAGUCAGUCAGUCGGUGUCCUACUCCAGUGAGGCUGGGAUUGUGGGACGGGAGGAUGAGGAUGAUAAGGCGCCUAUUUUCUCCCUUUCUAAGAGCUCCAUGGAUGUAGUUAUGGCGACGGGUCCGCCGCACAAGCGGGACCCGGCCUGGACCAGAAUGGACCUGAGACGCAGCUCCAGCACCAACACACACUCUGAGCAGAGCUCGAUGACGCUCCAAAAGCUGCACCCUCACAUGUGGCAGCACGUCAGCACCCCCAACAGCCACCAGUUGUCGCUCACAACUCAAAACGUGGACGUGCACAGUCGGAUUGCCAACAUGCAGCGCUGGAGCGGGUGUAGCGGCAGCACACACAGCCGCAGCAGCACCCCAGACACGAUUGUAUGGAAAGGAAGGAACUCACGCCCCUCGAGUCUAAGCCAGGAAGUCCAUUGCCCCGUUGAACCGGACUCUCCUAUGUCCAAACUAGCCUCUCCAACCACACCCUCCCCGUCCAUCUCCCCACUCCAAACACCUACUUUACCACCUGUAGAUCUUUUAACCCCUGCUUCGCCACUAACACUGAUCACAAAUCAGCAAGAAGACUUACUUGUGUCCUCGCCUGCACCCUCACCACUACCUUCACCCUUGCCGGCUCCCACCUCCUCACCCUUGCCAUCUAACUCCCCCGAUCCCCUCCAGCUCACCAGCACAGAGGACGAGGGCUUCCUGGAGAAUAAUUUGCUUUCUUUUCAAUUCCCCUCACCGAUCGCGUCCUCUGUUAGUUUAGCUGAAGCAAAUGCGUCGUCAGAUGUUGGAAGCCUUGUUGACGACAUGAUAGAGGAGCUGCAUGAUGCUGAAGACUUGCAGUUACCAGAGGGUGGAGGAGUGAGAAGCCCGGAGCAAACGUUUAGCGCCCUGACGCCUCCUUCUCCAGGAGAGAGGCAAGAAUCAGGAAGAGAAGGAGCCUUAGUCUGCCACCUUGAGCUGCCAUGGCAGCCAGGGCAAAGCUUUCCAGCAGGAAGAACUUGGAGGUCACCCCUGGUCUCUUCUUUAAGCGACUCGCGGUUGGGCGACUGCUGCAGGUGCAACUUGAACUCCAGAGAAGGCAUCACAAAGGCUCCAAACGUUGAGGUGUGCAGGGAGGAGGGUACAAUGACUUCACAGCUGGAAAUGGUAGACGCAGAAGUGCAGACAGUCUCUCCUAUCAGCUCCUGGUGGGACCUCAGGAGGAACAUGUCCACCACGGGCUCACACUCCAUCUUGGGCUCGCCUCCUGGAUCAAGGCUCAACUUGAAAUCCUCAGUGGGGUCAAACUCCAAUCUGGUGUCCCCGUCUUCCAGCAUGUUCCCAAUCAGCAGCGGGGAGGAGGAGGAGAAACAGGGAGACGACCCAAUGUGGGACAUUAACUCUGCCUCUUCACACGACCUGGAGAGGAGGAGGUCCUGUCUGAAGAUCCAGGGGGAGGAUAGGGACGAGCUGGGGAGGAGGAGCAGCAUGAAGCAGGUGCAGUGGGACGAGGAAGGGAUGACGUGGGAGGUUCAUGGAGCGUCAUUGGACCCAGAGGUGCUGAGCACUGCCAUAAAGAAACACCUGGAGCUCCAGAACAGCCCCCGACCACCGAGACGUUCCUCGAAGAAGAAGAAAGCUCCAAAGCCUCCUCUCAUAUCAAAUGUAGUAAAGGCCAUGACCCCUGAACUGAAUCCACCUGUGCCGGUUAUUACGCCGACUUGUGUGGCGGAGGGUGAGAGUGAGGAGACGUCGGAGGAAGGGAGGGAGGUGGAGGAAGAAGUAGGAGGCAAAAAGGAGGAAACAGUAGAAGCUGCUCGUCGGAUAAGCAGAGCAGAGGGAGAAGACGCAAAAGUAGAAAAAGAAGAGGAGGAGGUGUACGGAGAGGAAGGCCCCAGCCAUCCUAAGUCACCUUCGCAUGGGAGUGGUCACAGCCGAAAGAAGAGUGUGAUCAGGUCACUGAGGCGGACUGGGUGGUGUGGAGGCUCCAGAAAGGCAGUUGACUGAUCCUGGAGACUAAUCUUACUGAAUUCCUUUGAGUAUCCAUGGCUGAUCAGUCCUCAGUUUCAGACAAUGCACGACCGACAAACUCUUUCAUGUGGUUUCAUCCUGCUGUUAUUGGGACUUUAUUUCCACCAUUUAGUUAAAAGCUGGAGAAGCAAUGUUAGAAAACGUGUCCCUCCGCUCACUAGGAUCCACUGUUUAGGGAUGGGUAGAUGCAUUUCUAGUGAGGUUUUCAUGAAAGUCCAGAGUUACCAGUGAAUUAGCAAGACAUCUACCAAUACAUUUGUUCAUGUAGAUGUUCAAUAAAAAACAAAAUUUUGCUUUGUA
Messenger RNA from Seriola aureovittata, 2518 nucleotides. RefSeq lists its product as uncharacterized. The transcript is spliced from 2 exons. NCBI's taxonomy places the organism in Eukaryota, Metazoa, Chordata, Actinopteri, Carangiformes, Carangidae. The record is from RefSeq and is a predicted model, not a curated record. Bases 149 to 2194 code for a protein of 681 amino acids.